Molecule: messenger RNA, 914 nt
Organism: Candidula unifasciata
Lineage: Eukaryota; Metazoa; Mollusca; Gastropoda; Stylommatophora; Geomitridae
Source: the annotation of a GenBank genome assembly
GUUUGUCUGAUGCAUCUGUCUGGGACAGAUGGUGGUCGUAUGAAGGCAUUAACGGGCCUUCUUUCUGGGGUCGGGCGAAUCCCGACUGGAAACUGUGUCAGUUCGGUCGCCAGCAAUCGCCAAUUAACAUAGAACCUUCACGACUUUUGUACGAUCCGAAUCUGAAGGCGGUGAGGAUCGAUGAUGCCAUGGUGGCUGGACUGCUCCUCAACACGGGACACGAUAUUACACUGGAGGUCAAGGGCGACGGGCUCACUCUCCUCAACAUCAGUGAAGGCCCUCUGUCAUACACCUACCGGCUGGCAGAGAUCAAAUUUCACCUGUCCACAAACGAUUCUCUGGGGUCGGAGCAUAGGGUCUCUGGAAGGCCAUUUCCCGGGGAAAUGCACAUCAUUGCCUACAACAGCGACCUCUACAAGAACGUGUCAGAGGCUCGACGAUCAGUCAAAGGCCUUGCUAUUAUUGCUGUCUUCGUUGAGAUACGACCUGAAGUUCAUAAAGAGUUCUUCGUUAUAUCAAGACAGCUGAGAUGGCUGCGGUUCAAAGGCAGCAUGAGACAAGUGAGCCAGGUUUCUCUUCCUGAUAUCCUCCCAAAGACAGAAGAGUACAUGACCUACGAGGGGUCACUGACGCAGCCUGGAUGUCAUGAAUCUGUUACCUGGAUUAUUAUGAAUAAACCUUUGAUCGUUGGGAUCGACCAGUUUACAGAUCUGCGAUUGUUUUUCAACGGUAAAAGAAAUCUGCCAGGAGUGUUGCUAGAAAUCAACUCCCGCCCAUUAAUGUCCUUGAACCAACGAGUAAUCAGAACCAACAUUAACUCACACAAAAAGUUGUCAAUUUGCUCCAUGGAAAGGGACACAAAAUACCAAGGUCAGCUUAACAAAGCCUUAUUAAAAAUUGGUACCAUGCCCUAG